AUGGCAUUAACCCCAGCUGCGGCAAAAGAAUUCGUGUCUCACAAGCACGAGAGCAAAGCCAAAGCUCCGCUGCCCACCAAAGGUGUAAAGGCGGCCGUACGGAGCUUUGUCUCAACUCUCCCAUCAAAGUCGUCAGCAAAACCACCACCAACUGCUUCUUCGCCAUCAGCAAAGCCGCCGAUCAAAUCCGUGGUAGUAAGACCGUCACGUCAUCUUACCAUGACAACGCAGAAAUUGAUCGAGAAAGCUGGCCAGAAAGUUGAAAAGAGGAAACGACUCAGAGAGGAAAGAGAAAGAAAAGAUGCUGAGCAGAAGCAUCAGCAGACGCUCAAAGAUCUGAAAAACAAAGCAGAUGCUGUCAGGAAGGAGAUCGCAGAAGCAGAAUCGAAGCGAAAUCACAAUCGGAACAGAAAGAGGAGACCCAGAUCGGAGGCUCAAACCAUCAUCGAGAGCGACAGACCCUCGGAGAGAAAAAGACCUUGGACGCCAGCUCCAUAUCAGGACUCGCCACCUGAUUGGAUGCAGUACAUGACCUUAGCGCAACAACGGGUCAUGACACUGCAAAAUCAAGUGCUGCUUCAACAACGGCAGAUCACCAUGAUGCAGCAGGCUGGCAUGUCACUAUUCCCGUUCGGAAUAGUGACAAAGGCGAUGCUUCCACCACCACCGCCAACAAUCUGA
This is a messenger RNA of Caenorhabditis sp. 36 PRJEB53466, 681 nucleotides long. The record is from the annotation of a GenBank genome assembly. NCBI's taxonomy places the organism in Eukaryota, Metazoa, Nematoda, Chromadorea, Rhabditida, Rhabditidae.